AUUCAGAAUAGUUGGACAUCUGGAUCAAGCUGUCAUGAGAUUUUUUAGCCAAUAUUAAAAUAUCGCCACUUCUCCUCAAGCUGCCCGCUCACCAGAGCUUAGUUGAUCGACGGCUGCUUGGACGGACCAACGUCGCCCAAUAUCUCGAGUCCAAGCCACCAAGAACUUAAGUGCAAGAGAAAGAGAACGGGGAAGAGAUAUCAGGGGCAAUUUUACCAUGAAAGUCAUAGUCGCCGGGGUUACGGGCCAUGCCGGCUCAGAGGUCGUUAACCACUGCUUUGCGGACGAGCGCAUCACCAAGGUCAUUAUCCUGACAAGGAAAUCGGUCGCAAUGGAUAUUGAAAGCCAUCCUAAAGCCGAAGUAGUAUUGCAUCAGGAUUUUUCUCAGUAUCCCGAAGAGAUGAUGCGCACUUUUGAAGGGGCCGAAAUAUGCUUAUGGGCUAUUGGAGGGAGAGUCAACCAGUUCAAUAAUGACAAAGAAUUGUGUCGCAAAGUUGGUGUGGAAUAUACGCUGGCGGCUGCGAAUGCAAUGCUGAAACAUCUUGCCGACAAAGUUCCAAGCGGCAAGAAAUUUCGAUUUGUCUUCUGCAGUGGCAAAUACUCGGAGUGGAACCAGAAGCGGCCUCUUCUCUUUUUGGCUGAUUCUCGCCGUAUUAAGGGAGAAGUCGAAAAGGGUCUAUGCGACCUUGCAGAUGCAAAUCCUGACAAAUUCGAGACAUGGAUCUUGAGGCCCUCUGGCUUUAUCGAACCCAACGCCUCAUUCUCCAAAAAGCUUGUUGGCAGUCUCUAUGGCGCUAUCACGACUGCCCAGGUGGGCAAAGCGAUGGUAAAGGUAGCCUGCGAAGGCUGGAAGGACAGGAUCAUUGAGAAUAAUGCACUGCUCAAGAUGUAAUUUGAUGUUCUUGGACCCCUCCCUUUUUUUUAAUUCUUUAAUACUUGCGGCUACACAGCAACGGCAUACACUUUCAGAUACCCAGGUUGGCUUGUCACGAGAGCAAUGUUUCGAAUACCGGACUAUCACCACGUCUUUUUUUUCUUCUUUUUUG
Trichoderma asperellum CBS 433.97 is the source of this 1046-nucleotide messenger RNA. RefSeq lists its product as uncharacterized. The record is from RefSeq and is a predicted model, not a curated record. NCBI's taxonomy places the organism in Eukaryota, Fungi, Ascomycota, Sordariomycetes, Hypocreales, Hypocreaceae.